AUGCCCGUACCCCUACCUGCUCCCGCGUGCUGCGCACCCGCUCCCCCCCCCCCCCCGCUGCCCUGCCCCCCCCCGCUAGACCACCUCCCCCCUCCUCCGGCCUCCUGCCCCCUCCCCCCUCCUCGGCCCCCAACCCCCACCUCCUCCCCUCCCCUUCACUGCACCCCCGCCCUGACCGCGCCCGCCUCCCCCCGACCCCCGCCCCCCGCUCUGACCCCCCAGCCCUGGGUGUCCUCCGCCCUCCUAAGCCACGCCCCACGCAUCCACCCGCACCCCCAAGGUCAUCCGCAGCGCCUGUACAUUAGAGUCCCACUUCGCCCCCCUCCCCUCACCCCCGCCCACGACACCGCACGCGUUUUUCCCUCCGCACUGCCCCCUCCCCCAAGCCACCCCCAUUCAACCCCCCGUCCCGCCCAGAACAACCCGCCCUCCACCCCACCACCCCUCCCCACCUUCAGCGCCCCUCCAUCUCCCCAUCCCCCGCCGCGCGUCCCCCCCCCCCACCGAAUGCUGCCCCCACCCAUAGCCCCCGCAACUGCCCCCGCCCGGCGCUCCCUUUCCCCACCCUCCCCCCCUCCGAGUCGCCGACCGCCCCCCCGCCCAAAGAACCCCUUCCCCCUCCCAUCGAUCCUCCGCCCCCCUCCCACCCACCUCCCCCCGCGACCGACCACCCCGCCCCCCCGUCCGCUGCCCCUCUCCCUCGCCCCCAGCCAUCCCGCCCCCUUUCCUUAUCUCCGCCGCCCCCCCCCCCACCAGCUUCAACGAACCCCCCUACAAUUAUUUCCCUCACCCCUCGCGUCGCCCAACCUCAGCCCCCCCACGCCCACCUCACCCGCAACACGGGCCGAUCGCCACUGCGGACCCCCCCCCACACACCCCCCUCCGCCUCCCCCCCCACCCCCAGACUCCCAAUAUCACACCACAAAUCAAGACCAAACUACGUGCCUCCCAGGCCAGUACGAACGCCGCCCCCCGGCCCCCGCCAGGCGCUCAACGUGCGGCCCCCCCCCCCUCACCUACCCACAGACCUCCCCUCACUCCGCCUGCCCCCCCCCACUACCACCCCCGCCCCCCCCACUGCCACCCCAUCCCAACCUCCUCCCCCCCCGCACCCCCCCCCAUCCCCCCGACCGUCCCCCCGUCUACCGCCUCCCACCUCAACAUACACUAGAUCCCAGCCACGCGGCCCCCCCACCCACUUCGCAACCCCGCGGCAACCACGCAUGCUUCCCCCACUGUCCCCCUCCUCCUCCCCCGGUCCCCCCCGUGUCCAUCCACUCCACUUGGGUCCCUAGAUACCCCGCACCCCCCCGACCCUCUAUCGCCCACCCACUCAGCACCACUCCCCAACACCCGACAACUAACCCCCAUCCCGCGGCCCCCUGUCCCUCCCCCCGCUCCUUCCGCUCCCCGUCCCCUGCCAUCCUGCCAGCGAUGCAGCGCACCCGCUCCCACACGAUCCCAGCCUACCCGCCCUAUACGUCCCUCCCCCCGCGCCCCCCUCGACUCCGGGAACGAUACGCCCCCCGCCCCCCACCCUACCACAGGGGGCACCCCCCCCCACUCACUCCCGGUUCCCGCCCGGUCGGCCCUACGCCCACCUCCCGCCACGUCCCACUCCCAACCCGGGCUUGCAGCCCCAUCCUACAUUAUCAAGGCCCACACCUACCGGAAGUAUGCAGACACCCGCACCCUCUAAAGCCCUACCACCGAGCACAACCUCUUCUGCUACGCCGACCCCGCGCCCCACCCCUCCACAACCCCGCCUGCGCCGCCCUCAGCUCCCCGCUACUCACCAAGUGUCUGCCCCUACACGCGUACUCCCUCCCCCCGCUGACCGCCGGCCCCCUCCCUCGGCCUCCCAACCGGCGCACCCCCCCCUGCCCACCCCCUCCCCCCCCGAGCACCCUCCCCCCCGCUUCCCCCUGCAUCCCCACCCAGGACCUCGCGCGCUCCGCCCCCCCUCAUCCGCCAGGCCUACCCCCCCCCCCCUACACCACCCCCCCACUACCAUACCUGACCACCCGCACCCCCCCCCCCCCCCACCCCCCUCGCAUGCACACGCCCCUGUCCUUGCCCUAA
Messenger RNA from Knipowitschia caucasica, 2082 nucleotides. The record is from the annotation of a GenBank genome assembly. NCBI's taxonomy places the organism in Eukaryota, Metazoa, Chordata, Actinopteri, Gobiiformes, Gobiidae.